AUGGGUGUAAAACAAAAAUAUCAAAUAUUUCAGAUAAUUGCCAUAGUCUUCGCUUUUGCCGUCGGCUGCAAUGCCCUCUACCCUCUCCCCGAACCCGUGGUACCCUCAGUCGUCUACGGAGUUCCUGAAGAGCCAAAACCCGUCAUCACCCCCAUUACAUCUGAAUACACUUACACCAUCCCUGCCGUCCAACCCGUCGAACUUCACCAUGAAGAAAUCGUAGUUCCUGCAACCCCGGUAGCGACAGAAGAACCCAAACCCGUCGUAUCUCUCGCCCCUACGGCCCCCGUGGUUGAAGUACCAUCACACCCCUUUGUGCCACCCUUUGUGCCUCCAUUCGUGCCACCCUUUGCACACCCAUACUCUGCCUGGCCACCACUACAUCACUUCUACAGCAACCCAUCAGUUUUCCUCAAUUAUGCCCCCAGUUACCCCGCUCCUUUACCCGGAAAUGAAAUUUUCGCACCCCCACAAAUCCACGCCCCUAUUUUUGUCGCCCCCGAAGAACAAAUUGCUCCAGCACCGUUCUCUUAUGCUUAUUCAUACCCCCACGUGACUGCCCCUCAUUUUGCCUACAGUGCUCCAGCUCCGGUGACACCGGAAUUGCAUAGGCCACUUGCUGAUUUUGCCGCCGGUCAAGUUUUGGUGUCUUCGUAUAAUUUCACCGUUCCGGCUCCUGCUUUCCCAACUUUUGUUGAAGCCGCUCCUGUAGUUCAUCCUGGUGUUGUUGAAGCAGCUCCUUUUGUUCCUGCUGUCCCUGAAGUAGUAUCAGUUCCCCAGAAACCUGUUGUAAUCAGCUACGAUUACAACAUUCCUCAAGUGGUUGAUAAAGUGGUUGUGCAAGAAAUUCCAGCGCCUAUUGUGCCACAGCCGGUCUAUGGUCUUCCACAGUAA
Messenger RNA from Tribolium madens (black flour beetle), 894 nucleotides. Its product is annotated as protein app1-like. Lineage: Eukaryota; Metazoa; Arthropoda; Insecta; Coleoptera; Tenebrionidae. The transcript is spliced from 2 exons. The record is from RefSeq and is a predicted model, not a curated record. The coding region runs from base 1 to 894 and encodes 297 amino acids.